Messenger RNA from Kwoniella botswanensis, 1320 nucleotides. RefSeq lists its product as uncharacterized. The record is from RefSeq and is a predicted model, not a curated record. Gene Ontology annotation, cellular component: Golgi membrane. Gene Ontology annotation, molecular function: glycosyltransferase activity. Gene Ontology annotation, biological process: protein N-linked glycosylation. The transcript has 2 exons. Bases 1 to 1320 code for a protein of 439 amino acids. Lineage: Eukaryota; Fungi; Basidiomycota; Tremellomycetes; Tremellales; Cryptococcaceae.
AUGGCUAAAGGUCAGGGUAUGACUCGCAGGUUCAACCAUUCGGCUAUCAUCAGAGCAAGCUAUUUUCAACUAUUCAUUGUGUUCAGUAUAGUAUUGGGAUGUGCUUUCUUCCCAUUGUAUUUGUAUGAGGUGCAACAUGGAGAGUUAUGGUCAACCGAUAUUGGAUAUCUAUUUCCUUCGAAAGGCAACGGGAAUAACAGUUCAUCGCCUACUAUCGACCACGAGUAUGAUCAUGUCGAGACUAUAUCAAAGGUGACAAUACAUCAAGAAACAAUUACAGUGACUGCCACUGCUACGGCUACGGCUACCGCGACCUCAACCGUAAACAAACUCGUCUCAAUUACGCGGACACGGACACAGACACAGACAGUGGCGAGUCUUCCUACACCCACUCGACAACCCAUCAUCAUCCUCCAGCAUAUGACGGACAACUCGAAAUCCCCCGUGGCGAAAAACGAUUCGCGCUUACUCCUUGAUCGAUCAUCAGGCGACCACGAGCGAUAUGCCAAAGUUCACGGGUAUAGGUAUAUCCAGGAUCGCACAUCCUACGUCGAAGAGGGAUUCCAUAGUAGGAGGAAAUCAAACAACAAGAUACAUUCUUUGAUAAGGACGAUGUUGAAUGAAUUGGUUAAACCCGAGGGUGAAAGAGCUGAAUGGAUAUUUAUGACAGAUGCCGAUACAGUGAUAUGCAACCCCUCCAUCCCGCUACAUCAUUUAAUCCCAUCUGCCGUACAUCGACUGAUUCCCGAACCUUUAUUCCUUGGAAUCAGAGAUUUUAAUGGAUUCAAUAAUGGAAAUAUGAUUUUUAGAGUUAAUCGACGUAUAAUAGCAUUCUUAUCCAAUGCAUUAUCCAUUGAAGAAAGUAGGGCACAGAAAAUCAUGAGUGGAAAUAAAGAUGUUGAUCCAAAAGGGAGGAUAAGAGAUAAUUUCGCUUCUGAUCAAGAAUCAUUAUCUAUCGCUUUGCUUUCACCUGAAAAUCAAGAUGUUCAAAGAGGUUUUUACGAAAUGCCAUGUGAUUGGUUUAAUUUUUAUCCUGAACAAUUUAAAGAUGAUUACACCCAUCCACCUGAAGAGAGGAUGAUCUUACAAGUGCAUUAUCCAAACUUCAGAAAAUGGACAUACCCCCUGCAACCUAUUGUAUCUCAUGCUGAGAAUAUAUACAAUACUGCUGUCGGCAAUGCACUGAAUGCAGGAUUGGUGAAUAGCCAUUCGGAAGGAUUGGAAUUGAUGGAUUGGUAUGAGAAAAGUAAAAUGGUAGCGGAUGAUUGGUGGCGGACGGCGAAAAGUGGGAUAGAUGGGAUUGAAUUUACAACGAUAUGA